AUGGCACACUUUCUCAAUCGAGUGAAAACAGUUCUUCGGAGAGGCAAACGGAGCUCAACUUGUGCAGGACCCAAGGAAUCAGUAUGGAAAAGACUUCCCUCUCAUGUCUUGGUGAACAUCUUGGCUUUUUGCGAGCUAAAGGACAUCGGCUCUAUAUCUUUAAGCUGCCGAUUGUUGCAUGAUCGAGUGGCUAAGCAGGAAUUUUCCAUUGCCUGGGCAUAUAUUCAGCUUCGCAAACAGAUGCACCAAACAGGCCAUCCUCUCGAUGGGUUCCUAUCCCCAGGAGAUGACAUCGCCUUCAUCUGCGAGCUGUUCCCACCUCCACCUCCAGAGUACAGUUCGGUCGUCGAUGAUAGCGCAGGAUAUUCUUUGGGAUAUCUCGGUGACCUGAAACGAUGCUGGAAUACUUGUAUUCGUCUGUCCUAUCAUCUGGCGGCCCACGUAGUGGAGCAUCAUCUGGAAACCGAUCCAAUUGCUCAGCCUCUGUGGUCUUCUUCUAAAACGGAAAAAGAGCUUGUGUAUAGCAGAGCAGUGGCAGCACUACAAGCCAAACUUGUCGCAUAUGCGGUAUUCUUCCUGGAGGCUUCUGCUGUCUCGGCCCAUGAUUCGCAUAAUUCACAUCAUCAUACACACGAGCUAGCGUCGUCCGUCAAACGGCAACAAUCGAUUCUCCAAAAGGCACCGUUCACGGAUACACAUAUAUUCCUCUCAACCCAUCACUGCAUGCAGCUCCUUUUCUCAACGGUACAGCGCCUAAUGGGGCCGGAGAUUCCCCAUUCCUCUGCCGAAAGCUGGAUAAGUCUUCUUCUCACUACCUCGACUAUAGAAAGGAUUGUCAGCUUCUUCCUUGCAAUCGCGCAAGAUGACCAUAAAAAGCAGAAGGGCGCGCAUGAUUCUACGUGGUCCCAUCGAAAAGAGUUCCUGUUACGGAUGCGACAAGAUCUGAACGACUAUGUGGCAACAAUGAGCAACCAUGGCGAACACAUGGAUGAUGGGCCAGAGCUAAAUCAUGUGUGGUUUCAAGCAGCAUCUGAUGAGAUGGAUCGACGAGGGGCGAUUCCGCAUACUGUUGAAGACACAGAAGUACAUAUUCUUCACGGCUCCGUCGUGAAGCUGCAGUGCGGGUCCUGUUACGACCAUUAUAACAAAUGA
Penicillium salamii is the source of this 1152-nucleotide messenger RNA. The record is from the annotation of a GenBank genome assembly. NCBI's taxonomy places the organism in Eukaryota, Fungi, Ascomycota, Eurotiomycetes, Eurotiales, Aspergillaceae.